This is a messenger RNA of Chara braunii, 1518 nucleotides long. NCBI's taxonomy places the organism in Eukaryota, Viridiplantae, Streptophyta, Charophyceae, Charales, Characeae. The record is from the annotation of a GenBank genome assembly.
CCGAGGCUGCCCGCCUAUAGGCUGAAGCAGCGGCAACAGCUGAGAAGCAGCGGCUACAGGCCGAAGCAGACGCASAUACCCAGGCACGCCRCAAGGAGGCCCAGGAUCUGCUGCAGCGGCAUCGAAAGACUCAAGUUCUGGCACUUUGAACCGUCCAACGGCGACGACGCAACACCGGAAGAGCAGCAUAAGGAGUUCCUCUCCAAACUCGUGACACGGUUGUUGUACGCUUGCAACUACCAACGGUCCGAGUUAGAGAGACAGAACCAGGAACUGCAGCAACAGUACCAGGAUCUGAAGACACAGCACCAGGAGUUGGCGAACCUCCGCCGGAUAGUGCAGAGCCACGAGGAUGCUACACGGUCACUCAAUUCCCGUGUACUGGACCUGGAGCAAGCCAUACCAGGACCAGAUACUGGCGAGUCCAGUAGUGCACCCUCUCACCGCCAACUGGAGCAACGCGUCGACCACGUCGUCGCAAUGCUCGGCGACAUCAGCACCUUCGCUGGGCCGACCACCAUCAGCAAUCAGCUGGAUACUUUGAAGACCGAGGUCCAGCAAGUGCAGUCGAUGAACACGGAUGGCAACAAUCCAAAGCAAUACAAGAUGCCAACUUUUCAACUUGAGAAGUUCGACGACUACACKCAUCAGGACCCGGUGCUCUGGCGGGAAGCUUUCACGACGCAACUUCGGAUUCUGCCUGUCGCCAAGCACGCGUACAUCAGCGCCCUGUUCAUGAAGUCAAAGGGCGGAUGCCAAAUCUGGUUAACCCACCUGGCAGCCACCCACGGCGUCGACGUCGCAGAUCUGAAAGACAAGAUCACAUGGGAAGAGUUAACAUGGCUGUGGAAGAAGCGGUUCAUCAUCGACGACGCACCAGCACUCGCCAUCAACCGUCUCUUCACCAUGACUCAAGGCAACACAGCAACACGUGACUGGCUAACGGAAUGGCAGAAGAUCGCGGCAACGCCCGAUCUUGACGUACCAUUUCUGCAUCUGCGCUGUGAGUUCUACAACAGGUCAUGCGCUGCAUUGAGCCAGGCACUUGGUGAUCGCGAGCAGUAUGCAACUKUCACCGAGAUUAUUGACAAGGCGAGAGAGAUCAUCAAGACCAAUAGGGCGGCUUCACACGGGUGGUCAACAUGGCAGCCGACCUAUGUGGAGAAGGUAAAGACURGUCCACGACCGCAGCAUGUCGCUGCAGUCCAAUCGGACAGUGGAGAAGACGCGGCAGCCACCCAAGCGUCACGUGAGGGAGAUCAGGUGGCUGCUGUCCAGCCGCGAAGCAACAACAUGCCCCGAGUAAACGGGAAGGCGAAACCAGCAUCGCAGGCUGGAAACGGACAGCCAACACCAUGGGUCAAGUUCAACUUGACCGAGGCCGAGUACAAGUACCGCGGUCGUUACGGCUGCUGUUACUGGUGCAACAACACCAAGCCCAAGACCUCCCUUUGCCAGAAUCAGGCCAAGGAGGAUGUGCGGCCUCGUCUUAGCUCGGGAAACUGAGUUUCGCAGGAG